AUGGUAGAGGUUUAUGAGUUAUGGACUGUAGUAGUUUCACUCACACUGGUGAUGCUAUGUCACUGGAUCUAUCAGUGGAAGAAUCCAAAGUGUAGUGGAAAACUUCCUCCAGGGACGAUGGGUUUUCCGAUCAUCGGAGAGACUUUCAAAUUCAUGAAACCUCAUGAUGCUUUUCAGCUUCCAGAAUUCGUCAAGAAGAAAAUCCUCAGAUAUGGACCACUUUUUCGGACAAGCUUAUUUGGAGCAAAAGUUAUAAUCUCGACUGAUAUUGGAUUGAACAUGGAGGUAGCAAAGACAAAUCAUGUUCCUGGUAUGCCGAAGAGCUUAGCACGGUUAUUCGGAGAAAACAAUUUGUUUGUACGUAAGGAGUCCCAUAAACAUGUCCGGAGCUUGACCACACAGUUUUUAGGUUCCCAAGGUUUGAAAUUAAGAAUGAUGCAAGACCUUGAUCUCUUGGCUCGCGGACACAUUGACCUAGGAGCUAGUAACGGCUCUCUUGACGUCAAGGAAACAGCAAGCAAGAUCUUGACUGAAUCCCUUGCGAAGAAAAUUAUGGGGGAGAUGGAACCAGAGGCCGCAAAAGAACUCGCAUUAUGUUGGAGAGAUUUCCCAAAGGGGUGGUUUCGAUUCUCAUGGAACAUUCCUGGCACUGGUGUCUAUCGAAUGAUGAAGGCAAGAAAGCGAAUGAUGAACAUACUAAAGGAGACGGUGUUGAAAAAGAAAGCAUCAGGAGAGGAGCUUGGGGAGUUUUUCAAAAUGUUAUUUGGAGAAAUGGAAGGAAAAGCUGAAACGAUGAACAUAGAGGAUGAGAUCGAGUACAUUUUCAUUUUCUUUUUGAUUGCUAACGAAGCAACUCCUAGCGUCCUUGCGGCAACAGUAAAGCUCAUAAGCGAUAACCCGAAAGUCAUGCAAGAACUGACGAGAGAGCAUAAGCGAAUAGUCCGGGAUAGAAAUGACAAGGACAAGGAGGCCAGCUUAACAUGGGAAGACUACAAAUCAAUGACUUUCACCCAAAUGGUGAUAAAUGAGUCGCUAAGGAUCACGAGCACGGUCCCAACGGUGUUUAGAAUAAUUGAUCAUGAGUUCAAAUUUGGUGAUUAUACAAUUCCAGCUGGUUGGAUCUUCAUGGGCUAUCCUAAUGUCCAUUUCAAUCCAGAGAAGUAUGAUGACCCUUUAGCAUUUAAUCCAUGGCGCUGGAAGGAAAAAGACUUAACUGCAAUCCUCUCCAAGACUUUCAUACCCUUUGGCGCUGGUUCUAGACUAUGUUUAGGAGCUGACUUCGCUAAGCUGUUAAUGGCCACUUUUAUCCAUCAUUUGUGUAGAUACAGGUGGUCAAUGAAGACAGAGACUACAGUACUUCGAAGGUUUAUACUUAUGUUUCCAGGUGGAUCUGAUAUUCAAAUCUCUAAAGACACCGAGGUGGAUGAUUCUGCUGGUUAUUAGAGUGGUUAUAUUCAAUUUGAGGUUGUUGGUUGCAUGCUUUAUGUUGAACGGUUCUGAUUAAUGAAUAAAAAACUAUCUUGUAAGAAACAGUCAGUGAUCAGAGUGUGUGUAUGCUUCUACUGAAUGAAUAAAGUAAGAUGCACUUUGUAUAGAGA
Messenger RNA from Eutrema salsugineum, 1598 nucleotides. Its product is annotated as cytochrome P450 708A2. NCBI's taxonomy places the organism in Eukaryota, Viridiplantae, Streptophyta, Magnoliopsida, Brassicales, Brassicaceae. Gene Ontology annotation, biological process: sterol metabolic process. The coding region runs from base 1 to 1443 and encodes 480 amino acids. Gene Ontology annotation, molecular function: iron ion binding; oxidoreductase activity, acting on paired donors, with incorporation or reduction of molecular oxygen; heme binding. The transcript is spliced from 7 exons. The record is from RefSeq and is a predicted model, not a curated record.